GUCUUAUCCGGACUACCUGAGUCUCAUAUAUAUAUAUAGCUUCUCACCACUCUAGCUCCAAGUUGUGUGUACCAACUUCAUUAUCGUUGAAAUCAACCCAUCAGCAAAGCUCUCCAUCUCUCUCGAAUGCUUCGCAAACCAUAGUUGUUGAUUUUAUCACAAAGUCAUGGAUUCAAUUUCAAAACGCCAAAAUUUUAGCCAGAAAGUGAAAAUCAAGGAAAGUGGAGUAGACAGGAUUAGCAACUUACCAAGCAGUGUUAUGGGUCAUAUCCUCUCCUUUCUUCCAACAAAAUAUGCUGUGGCCACUAGUGUUUUAUCAACCAAAUGGAAGUAUCUUUGGACAUCACUAACUACUUUAGACCAUGAUGAUGAGUUGCUAUUGGUAUCUUUCGGUCCUCGGAAUAGCACCAAACAAAAAAUUCAGGAAAUGAGCUUUAUAAAAUUUGUCUACAGAGUUUUUAUGCUCAAUGUAUCAGAUUUGAGGGAUCUCCAUCUGAAAUGUAGUCGGAUUGAUGAUGUUUCACAUCUUAAUGCAUGGAUUUCAGCUGCAGUGGCACGAAAUGUUCGGGAAAUAUAUAUUAGUCUCCCUGUGAAGGAGUAUAAUGCGACUCGUGACCUCUUUACCUGUAAAAGUCUGGUGGUAUUUACACUAUGUGGGAAAUUUGUUCUAAAUGUUCCUACUUCAGUUUGUUUACAGAACCUUAAAAUCCUACGCCUUGUACUCGUUACAUUUUCGGAUGACUCAAUUAAUAGGCUCUUCCCUAGCUGUCCUAUGCUUCAACAUUUCUCUAUGAUAGCCUGUGUUUGGGUUAACGUUGGGGUUUUUAACAUUUUUGCUCCUUCUCUCAAGAGUUUGAGUAUAAGGGGAAUAUCUUGUCAUGACAAUACAUUUUCUUGGAAGCAUAAGAUUGUGCUUAAUGCCCCAAAUCUUCAACUCCUUGAUUACAAUGACUAUGUAACAGAAGGCUAUUCAAUGAACAACUUAAAUGCUCUUGUCCAGGCGAAAAUUGUAUUAUUCGGUACCUCUGUUCGUGAUAAUUCUGUAAAAGAACUUGUUGAAGGAAUAUCUAAAGUUCAGCGGCUUCAUUUAUCCUGUUUUUCCAUGGAGCUUGGUCGUUUUGAUCGAUGGGAAUUGCUACUGAGGUUGCUUGAAAGCUCACCACAACUGGAAACUCUUGUUUUUGAGGGAUGUUUACCCUAUAAGCACAACGGAGACAGCGAUCAUUGAGAUCCACCUCAGCAUGUGCCUUCUUGUUUGUUGUUUCAUCUCAAGGAAUUGAAAUUAAAUAUUUUGAUGGAUUUGAAAAAGAGCUGAAAACAGCAGAGUAUUUUUUAAAGAAUGGUAAAGUUUUGAAGAAAUUGAUUAUUCAUAUUUCUAUGAAUCCAAAAGAGUGGUUCAAAGU
This is a messenger RNA of Cornus florida, 1403 nucleotides long. Its product is annotated as putative FBD-associated F-box protein At5g56410. The record is from RefSeq and is a predicted model, not a curated record. The coding region runs from base 167 to 1228 and encodes 353 amino acids. The transcript is spliced from 4 exons. Gene Ontology annotation, molecular function: protein binding. NCBI's taxonomy places the organism in Eukaryota, Viridiplantae, Streptophyta, Magnoliopsida, Cornales, Cornaceae.